This is a messenger RNA of Scleropages formosus (Asian bonytongue), 5466 nucleotides long. It is a transcript of the gene kdrl, whose product is annotated as kinase insert domain receptor like. The transcript is spliced from 30 exons. Gene Ontology annotation, molecular function: ATP binding; growth factor binding; vascular endothelial growth factor receptor activity. The coding region runs from base 952 to 4893 and encodes 1313 amino acids. Gene Ontology annotation, biological process: multicellular organism development; angiogenesis; positive regulation of cell migration. Gene Ontology annotation, cellular component: signaling receptor complex; plasma membrane. The record is from RefSeq and is a predicted model, not a curated record. Lineage: Eukaryota; Metazoa; Chordata; Actinopteri; Osteoglossiformes; Osteoglossidae.
UUCCCGUCGGCGCGACGUUUCUCGGUAGACGCGAGUAGAGGACCGCGCCUCGUGCGCUCGCCGCGGGCUGCAGUGCCUGGCGCGAGCGUCGCGCCUCCCGGCUUUUCGCGCCACCGCAUCCAGGGUUGAAACUUAAGGAGCGCGAGGGCAGCGCGUUCGCGUGACGCCGGUAGAAAACUUUCCGUGGCCUCGGAUAUUAGGGUGUGGGAACGCAAACUCUGCGACACCAGGCAUGCCAAAUAGUUGUGGGCGAGUUUGUUUGAAGGACGCAUAUGAUAUAUCUCUCGUGUCCGCAGUAAUCAUUUUACAGUGACAGACAGAACAGCUAGGGAAACCGUUUAAAUAUUUUAAUUUCGCCAAAUCGUAACUUGGCGUUCCUUCGGGCGGGAGUCGGUACCAGCGGCCCCCUAUAAAUUCUUUUCAGUAGUCUCCUCUUAAGUUUAUUCCAGUGUGUUCUGGCGACGAUGGUAUUUCUGCCUGUGACACAACUGGCUGUGUGUCGUUCCCCCAUAUAUUAUACAGUCAGUACUCCAGGUCCUCGCCGGCCCCUCCGCUUCUCCCCGUCCUGUGACGUGACCUCCUUCCUCCGCCGCUCUCUAUCAAAGCUCCCGGGGCAGCCCGAACGACCAGGGCCAAACCCGGAGGGUCUGAAAUGUGUCGGGAACGCGGUAAACACAGAGGGGACCUCUUUACUUUACCCUGUGUGUUCUGAGAGGGGCGCCAGUCGCGCCAGUAGCGCCGCGCGAGACCCGGGGGGCGGGAGCGAGUCGGACAGAGCCCGUCGCACCUGCCCUGGGGGAGGGGAAAGGGGGGGGGGGGACCCACCGUGCUAUUCGCCCACCGCCACGUAGGGAAAGGCAGGAACUCCGGCUUAGUUCAUCCCAGGGAUACCAAGUCAGCCGUUUCAUUUGCUAUUUGUCCUGGAAGCGCAGGGCUCCUGGCUCUCAUUUCAUGCCCCCCGUGAGGAUGACGGCGGUGGGAUGCGCAGCCUUGUCCCUCAUGAUCAUCUUAUACUGUUCCUCGUCCUCCGGGCUGAUGGAUGUGGUCUGGCUGCCCCCUCCACAGCUGCUUCCUGCUAGUGACACACACCUGCUUCACGCUGGGGACUCACUCAACCUUACCUGCAGAGGUGGGGCCCAGCUGGAGUGGAGUCUGCCCAGACAGGACUUGCCCUUGGAGAGGAUAUGGAUGGUAGACUGCGGUCAAGGUGUUCACGGGUACUGCAGCCGACUGAUUGUCUAUAACAUGACACACAGAGACACAGGUCGCUACUCCUGCAGCUACACCCAUCAUAGCCUGCUUGAGGACUGCUCUACCUACGUCUUUGUCAAAGAUGAGCAGCGGCCCUUUGUGGUUCAGCACAAAUCGAAUCCAGACACUGUGUAUGUGUAUGAAGAAACCAACAGUACUGUGGUGCCCUGCAGAACCACAUCUCCCAACAUCAAGGUUUCUCUGGAGGGGGAUCCAUACAUGUCACCGAGCAUCCAAGAACAGGCAGUGUGGGAUCCGAAAGUGGGCUUCACGAUUCCGUACCACCCCUACACCCAUUACUUUUUGCUCCGCUGUGUGGUGAUGCUCAACAGCCAUCGCAUUGAGUCACUGUACAUCCCCUUCAAGCAACCCUCUGUCCUGAUGAAUGUGCGAGUCCAGCCAGACCGUGUUCAGCUCCUGGUGGGAGAAACACUGGAACUCACUUGCGCUGGGGAGACAAGCUCGAACGGAAGGAUUGUCUUCACGUGGGACCUGCCAAAGAUCAGUCGGACUCAUGAAAUAAGGCGACACAGAGACUCUUCGUCCAUUGUGCCGGUCAUGAAGAACACCCUCAUUGUGAGGAACGUAACUGUGGCAGACACGGGCCGUUACUUGUGCAUCGCCCAGAUCCUUAGCAAAAAGCAAGUAGAGGCUGAGGUGAUUGUAUAUGAGCACCCCUUCCUCAACAUUUCACACAAGGGCAGGAGUGUUAUCACCGUGCUGGAGGGCGAGAAGAAGCUGACAUUUGGGCCCAGAGUUACAGCACUGCCUCAACCUAAUAAUGUCACAUGGUAUAAGGAUGGCGUGGCCAUUAGUGGAAACUCCUCCUGCUACGAACUGCCAGGUUUCAGCCUCAACAUCAAGGAAGUGAAGCUGAUGAACGCAGGAGUGUACACUAUUGUCCUGGGCAACACGAAGACAGGGAUGUUUCGGAAUCUGAGCUACACACUUGUGGUAACAGUAAAGCCUGUGAUCUCUGAAGAGGAAGUAGCAACCACAACCUUGCAGCCACGCUUCCUUGGCCAGGAAUAUCUUCUCACAUGCACUGCUUUUGGCAUCCCAGCACCAAACAUCACCUGGGAGUGGCAGCCCUGCAACCCAAACCUCAAUCUCUCACAGUGUGACUUGACUGGUGAGAUCCAACAAGUAAAGCCAGAGAAGGCCGAGGAGUAUGAAGCCAUUCCCAGCCGUUCACACAACAGGAUCACAGACAUCACAACUGAGACUGUGCUGAUGAAUGGAAAAAACAAAACGAUUAGCACAUUAGUCAUGGCAGCAGCCAAGGUAUCUGGAGAAUACACCUGUCGUGCCACAAAUGAGUUUGGCUCAAAGGCUUGGAGAACAAGGUUCUAUGUAGAUGACCACAGAGAAGCCUUUGAAAUCCCACCACAGCGAGCAAUAGAGGGGGACAGCAUCACCUUGGUGUGUCGAGCCACGAGGUACCUGUACACGGACCUACACUGGUUUGACCCACAGAACCAAACCGUCCCAGACAGCAACACCACGCUACAGGUCGGCUUGUUUUCCAUCUUCCUGACACUAGCCCUGGGGAACGUGUCCCAGGGUGACGCAUUGGGCUACGAAUGCCGGGCGCUCAACAGCCACACUAACAAGAUGGUUCACAGGACUCCGGACCUCAGUAUAGAGGCCAGGAGAGGUCCCUGGUUACAGCAGAACCUGACAGAUCAGAGUGUCAAUAGCAGCAGCACGCUGACCUUGGUAUGUGAUGCCCUUGGCAGCCCAAGACCCACCAUCACAUGGUCCAAGGAUGGGAUUCAUGUCCAGGAAGGACCAGGGAUUACCCUGAUGGAGGAUGGUAGGCUCACCAUUGAGAGGGUGAAGAAGGAUGACGAGGGGUUGUAUGAGUGCCUGGCCAGCAAUGGCAUGGGGUCAGUGAGGACUGCAGCAUUCAUUACUGUAUUGGGUGAGGAUACAAAGCCCAAUAUGGAGGUGAUCAUCUUAGUUUGUACUGGAGCCGCAGCUAGCCUCCUCUGGCUGAUGCUUGUCCUCAUCAUUCGGAAGAUGAGGAAGCCCAGCUAUGCAGACAUUGAACCAGGUUACCUGUCUAUCAUAAUGCCUUUGGAUGAGCAAUGUGACCAACUGCCUUAUGAUGGAAGUAAAUGGGAGUUUCCACGAGAUCGUCUGAGGCUGGGUAAAACUCUAGGGCACGGAGCUUUCGGUAAAGUAGUGGAAGCUUCAGCUUUUGGGAUUGACAAGUUGUCUACAUGCAAGACAGUAGCUGUAAAAAUGCUGAAAGGAGGUGCCUCAGCCAGUGAGAGUAGAGCCCUGAUGUCAGAGCUGAAGAUACUGAUCCACAUUGGCCAUCAUCUUAAUGUCGUCAACCUCCUUGGAGCCUGCACUAAACCAGGAGGCCCUUUGAUGAUAAUAGUGGAGUACUGCAAGUAUGGCAAUCUGUCUAACUACUUAAGAAGCAAGAGGGGCGACUUUGUCUUCUGUAAGAGUCACGACAUCAAGACAGCAUCAGUGGGUUCAGGUAGUGACCUUAGUGAGCUGGCCAAACGGCGUUUGGAGAGUGUGGCUAGCACAGGCAGCUCUGCAAGUUCUGGCUUUGUGGAAGACAAGAGUUACUGUGACUCUGAGGAGGAGGAAGAAGAGAUGGAGGACCUGACCAAGAGACCCUUGACUAUGGAGGAUCUAAUUUGCUAUAGCUUUCAAGUUGCAAAAGGCAUGGAAUUCUUGGCCUCACGCAAGUGUGUUCAUCGUGAUUUGGCUGCAAGGAACGUCCUCCUGUCCGAAAACAACGUUGUGAAAAUAUGCGACUUUGGCCUCGCAAGAGACAUCUAUAAAGACCCGGACUACGUGCGCAAAGGCGAUGCCAGACUGCCCCUGAAGUGGAUGGCACCUGAGGCUAUUUUUGACAAGGUGUACACUUCGCAGAGUGACGUGUGGUCUUUUGGGGUCCUCAUGUGGGAGAUUUUCUCUCUAGGUGCAUCACCCUACCCUGGCCUGCAGAUUGACGAGGAGUUCUGCUGCAAACUGAAAGAAGGGACCAGGAUGCGAGCACCAGAGUACUCCACUCCUGAAAUAUACCAGACCAUGAUGGACUGCUGGCAAGGCGAUCCUGGACAGAGACCCACCUUCACACAACUGGUGGAGUGGCUAGGGGAUCUGCUCCAGGCCAACGUGCAGCAGGAGGGAAAGCACUACAUCCCUGUGAACACGAUCCUGCUGAAGAGGGGGGCCAAGGCCUGCAGUGCCCCCCUUCCAGAGGAGCCCCCACACAGGGAAUCCAGCGGAAGCUGGAAUGUCAAGAUCCAACCCAGCAGCAUUAAAACUUGUGAUGAGAUAACUACAGAGAGCAAAUCGGACAAAGUCCAUGAGGGGAUCCAGUUAAACUCUAGAGUGUGUCUGUCUUCCAACAAUGGGAGCCCCCUAUAUAACUGGGUCGAGUCAUCCGUGGGCCAGCCUUCAGGCGUCAUGGUCCUGCCGGGGAAGAAUGUGAGUAAGAGCAAGGAGUCUAUGGUGUGUGCGACGAAGGACACACAGCCGCCGCUGCCCACUCUGGAUAUCACCCUGGAUAACUCGAAUCUGGACCCACCCGUAGACCCAGGCUUGGAGAGCCACUGUGCACCACCGCCUAACUAUAAUUAUGUGGUCCGUUACUCGCCUUCACCUGUAUAGUCCUGUUUCCAUCCCACCGUAGAGAACGGACCUGGCGUCCCAACAAUCCACCCUAGAUCUUUUCUUCUCCGCACAAACAUCUUCCAGCCCUCCCCCAUUCUCUCUCCCUCUCUGCUUCACACUCUCCUUUAGGCUUUGUGUGUGCAAACCAACUUCAGUCCAACAAUGACAACGGAGCCAUUAGCCCACAUCUUUACAGUUGCAAAAACAGUAAGAGAACUUUCUGUACUGUGAAAGAAGGUUUUAUGUCUACAGUAGUCACAGGGGACCACAAAAUUAAAGGUAUAGUAUUUAAUACAGAGUACUAACAUAUCUGCUGUACACAGUUCAUCAAGCAGUGUUUCAGGCUAAUUGUCCAUGAAUCUUUGCACCAAGUGUACAAAGUGGCCUGUGAAGCAAUGGACAAAAAAGAUUUUUUUUAAAGAAGUUAUUUAAUCUGGUAUAUAUACAGUUUAAAAAAAUUGUGUUAUUUCAAUGUUACAAAUAAGAGGAAAAAUACAUACAUCUUUUGAACCGCUUGUCCCAUACGGGGUCGUGGGGAACCGGAGCCUACCCGGCAACACAGGGCGUAAG